AUGGCGAUAACGCUUAGUUUCGCCGGUGUCUCCGCCGUUCGUCCUCUCCGAUUCACCGACGAAUGUUCCACCUCCGCCAGGUCUUUCCGAAAUCCGAUUUCAAAUUUCUCAAAUCACCGCAGGGUUUCAAUCCGAGCCGUAGCGGCAGUAGCCGAGACACGGCGGCCGGCGAAGAGUCUGUACGAAAUUCUCCGGCUGAAGCCAGGAGCAUCACCUACGGACAUCAAAUCGGCUUACCGAAGUCUAGCGAAGGUUUAUCAUCCUGACACGGCGGCGCAACGGUUGCCGGAGUGUGACGACGGAGACUUCAUCGAGAUCCGCAACGCGUACGAGACGCUUUAUGAUCCGUCGACAAGAGCGAUUUACGAUAUGUCGCUGAUGGCAGUGCACGGCGGAAGGAGCCGGCAGUUUUCGGCUCCGGUGACUCAGAAACGGUAUUCUGGAUAUCAUACGAAGAGAAGAUGGGAAACGGACCAAUGCUGGUAG
This is a messenger RNA of Lathyrus sativus (Indian pea), 486 nucleotides long. The record is from the annotation of a GenBank genome assembly. Lineage: Eukaryota; Viridiplantae; Streptophyta; Magnoliopsida; Fabales; Fabaceae.